AUGAAGGCUACCACCAUCUUUGCCGCCACUCUGGCAUCGCUUUCAUGGAUUGUACAAGGAUGCGCCAACUACAAGUUCUGUCAUUGCUACGACGAUAACGGCAUGCCCAACGACUUGGCCACCAACAUUAUAUGCCCCGGCAACCUGGAGUCGAGGACGGAGUUUGGCGUCACAUUCAAGGAGUGCCACUACUACAAGAACUAUUUCUUCCUCUAUAGUGCGUUGGAAAAUUGCGAUAUCAGGCGGCGGUGCAAGGCUGCCGGCGCGACGGGGGCGGACUCGAGCUGUAGAGACAAGGUGGAAUAG
This is a messenger RNA of Colletotrichum acutatum, 306 nucleotides long. RefSeq lists its product as uncharacterized. The transcript has a single exon. The record is from RefSeq and is a predicted model, not a curated record. NCBI's taxonomy places the organism in Eukaryota, Fungi, Ascomycota, Sordariomycetes, Glomerellales, Glomerellaceae. Bases 1 to 306 code for a protein of 101 amino acids.